Molecule: messenger RNA, 3780 nt
Organism: Amoebophrya sp. A25
Lineage: Eukaryota; Dinophyceae; Syndiniales; Amoebophryaceae
Source: the annotation of a GenBank genome assembly
CGAAGAGCUGCACGAGGACGAAAGAAAAUGAAAACUUGUAGCACGAUGUCUAGUAAUGGGAUAAUCGAUGAUGAGUACGUAAGUAGUUAAGUUGGUAGUGUCUUGUGUGCUUAGUAUCACAACUAGUUCUUCUUUUUUUGGGUGAAGAUUCAUUCAAUCACUUUUUUUUUGUGAAAAAUGUCUUCCACCUCCGAUGAAAUUCAUCCGCCCGCUACCGACAACCAGCUCUUCUACCACGUUUCCGUAGAAGUUUCGCACUCCUCGUCUCAGGAAAAAUGUCGCGGACAACUUCAGCAAGGAGAAGACGACGAGAAAGGGGACCCCUUCGAUGUUAACAGUUGUGCCAAUUUUCCUUUUACUGUAAAAGACACCACAUCGUCAAAAUGCUCCACCUCCUUCUGUGAUACUCCAAGCGUCGCUUGCUCCAGUAGUUUGUUAUGAUGAAUUUGUAGUAAAGCAUUUGUCUGAGACUGGUGUUGAGUAAAGCAUUUGUAGUAAAGCAAUUUUCCCUUUCGCGUUAUUCUCACUGGUUCUUCAGGAUUUUUAAGUCUGAGGCCAACUACUUACAGGAAUACAGCUGCACAAGUGAAGAACCAGCUGCAAGGCGGAGCUGUAGCCUCUUCUAGUUGUACUUCUAUCGUGGUCAUCCACAUGAAAAAAUUGCAUCAAUAAAACAUCAAAACGCAUGGAUAAAAUUCCAGUUUUCCUUUCAUACCUGGAGGAAGGGCAAAGCUGGAGGGAACUGUAUAAUACAGAUCCAGGGCAGCUGCAUACGGGAGCCGAUGAUGAAGUACUAGGAACUUCUUCUAUAGCAAGCAGAAGCAGUGCAGCCACAUCGAUAAGCACGACGUCUUCUAGUGGUGGCGCCACUUCCUUACCCUUUACAACAGGAUCAGGAAGUUACAAAGCACCAGGAGUUGGGAGGACCAACUACAACUCCAGCUGUAGUUUUCAAGAGGACGUGUACGGACGUCAAGAUGUAGCUGAAGACCACGUAGCUGAUGAUAGUCGCUCUGGGGGAUAUUUCGUGGAUGAUCAUGGGUUCAUAUCUAGAAACACUACAACAAUGGUGUCAACAUCAAACGAUGAAAUUGGGAGUGGUCAACCCAGAGGAAGGUGCGCUCAACCCAGAGGAAGAUGCACUGCGAGCGCAUCUUCUUCACCUCCAUCUGCAGAGGACAGCACGAAGUGCAAUGCUAGUCGUGAAGCAGUGGUCCGCAGUUGUCUUGAUAGUCUUGAUGAAGACCUCCUUCACUCACUCAGCAUAGCAGCACUUUUGCGAGCGUCAAAAGAUGUUCGAAAUAGAGCACAACAGCUGCUUCCCUCUGUUAACUUCUACAACUACCACAACGAAUCACGACAGCAAGACAAGGACAAAACGAACCAUGUUUAAGUUUGUAGCUCGUGCAUCUUUGACUGCAUCCUUGAAGCGUAUGGCAGAGUAUUCCAGGCCGAUACUCUGUGAUUAUACUUUUCAAGGAUACAGCUGGAAGAUGAGUUACGGAGAGCGUUAACAUGUCUUAGAGUUAGUAUCCAGUAGUCCUCAUCUGAUAGCAUAUGCGCUUUUGUCGGAUACGCAACUGUGGAGCCUGGUCGAGAAAUGCAUCAGCCAACGACGACGGGACAAAAGAGAAGUCGAAAUUCUCAUUGCAGCGCUGAUUACCGUGAUUACGGAAACAGUCUCUUAUUUUCAUGCUCAUGAACAAGAACUACACUUGUAUCUUUUUUCCUUUUCGUGUCAAGUUUAUAGUCCGUUUUUCGAAAUUUUUUAGAAGUCCGGCUUCAUCUACGACUGCGUCCGUGGAGGGUAUACCGAUUACGAUAUCACCUGAUUUAUUCUAACAAGAAGGACAGAAGUUCUUGUGCAUACAGAAGUACAUACCGAAAGUACAAGAAUGACAGAAGUUGUGCAUAGAUACGAAGGACAGAAGUGCAUACCGAUACCAGGAUUCCUAGAGCAAUGAACAAGUACAAGAAUGACAGAAGUUGUGCAUAGAUACCGAUGCCAGGAUUCCUAGACGAGCAAUGCUCGUCUUUUAUCUAAGACAAGAAAUCGCCGCCCAGACGCGCAGAUCGAUCCGGCUAUGCUAGUGCGUCUCUUGGAUUAUCGUGAGAGCUUUGGAAGGGCUGUUUCAUCACAACCAAGCAUAGAGCAGAGAGCUGGUGAACUAGAUGCUGCUUUGGCGUCGAUCAUAUUCCAAUUCCAAGAAGAGGAGAAGGGUAAGGGUAAGGAGAAGCCUUCAGAAGGUUGUAGUACCGCCACGACUCGUCUUGUCGUAAAAAGCAGAAUCCUAUGGUCCUCAAUAGUAGAAAAGGACCCUUCCCUACUAGCUCGCGCAGUGCUGUGUUGUACCGCUGCUCAGACCUUCGACAUCGUCGAGCAGUAUCACAAGGAGAAAGACUGCAGUGCGCUCUCUCAACUGGGGAAAGCCUUAGUUCCAGCCUAUGCCGCGCUCUUACUGAGCAAGAGUAUGCAGACAGGAGGGUCCUCUCUUCUCUCAAAUGUAGAUGGGAUCUUGCGGUCGCUACUUCUGCUUAGUGGUAUUGGCGACAACGCAGCGCUGAUAGGGGAACACGCUAUAGAACAGGUACUUCCGUUUGUGAUUGAGGGGAACGCGAACGCACUAAGACUCGUGGCAAAUGUAAGCAUGAUGCACGCUGGAGCACGCGAAUUGGCACAACAAAAAUGUUUCAGUUAAGGUGAGCUUCUCUUUCAUCUCUCACUUCUGGUUUUGCAACGAGCUAUAUUUUUACCUAUUAAGUAGUUCUAGUCGCAGUUGUAGGUGGGGACUUCUAGUUCUAGUACUUGUAGUUUUAGUAUGGGGCUUCACGACUACAACAAGAACAACGUGCAUCUUCUAACUCCCAGCAGUCCAUUCUAUGCUUGCGACAGCUGAAACAGAUGCACCAUUAACUGCGAUUCACGGCAUCACCUACAUGAAUACGAAAGCGUGCGCAGAACUUCAUUCUCUCGGUCUUCCCGAUUUGCACAAGCAUACUGGACAGUGUUUGCGUAUUUUUGAAACUUUGAUUGUAGGUCUUGUUGUAGUUGUACUAGGUCUAGAUCUAGUAUUUUGACGACUUCAAGGUAUUAUAGGCAGUUGACCUUUCUUCGUCUUGUGUCCUCCUUCUCCUGUAACCGUAGUUUUUAACAGAUGAAUAAAACAUGCAAGAGCAGCAAAAAUUUCAGGUGUAUAUUGCCUCUGCACGAUGCAGGACAUGGAAAUGAAGCGGAAAAUUGUAGAGCGUGGAAUUUUCGAAGAGGUUUGGGAGUUGCUCCUAGCGCAGGAAAAGGAACGAGAAAUAGUCUGUCACGGCUUGGCGCUUCUCAACGUGGUGUAUACGGAUUUUUCGGACUCGUCAAAGUUGGAUUUUCCGGUUCGUAACGAUAUUCCUGGCGGGCACACGAUCUAUCUAGCGACGCCUCGUGGCAGUGGUUUGUCGUCGAGUUUUCCUAUCACGCCACGUGACAUUCCGGACGCUGACCAACUCCAACAGCAGGAUGACGUCACUUUCUUCAUCUAUGAACGUCUUGUGUUGCGCUUACUCAAAGCGUAUCCUUUCGACGCUGAGGUGCAGGAAAACGGACUCGAAAUGCUAACGCAUUUAGCUCGUAGCUGUGACGAAUCUCGUUUUUUUCUCAGGGCGCAAGGAGCAGAUAUGCUACUGAAAAUCGCGAGCGAACAGUUCCCGGAUAAUGAAGACAUCGCACUGCUGGGGACAGCAGCUAGAUCCGCCCUAGACGGCAAACGGGGAAAGAGUUCUUGGAGACUUUUCUAG